AUGAAUUCAACCAUCACAGCCUGGGGAAACGAAACCACAACCACAACAGCGAACGGCAGUGCUGAGGCCAGGCCUUGUGACAAGCAUACCCCGACCAUGCACCUGCUGAUCAUCGUCGUUUCCCUGGUCGGGCUGGCAGGAAACGCGGUGGUGCUCUGGCUGCUGGGCUUCCGCAUGCGCAGGAGCGCCUUCUCCGUCUACAUCCUCCACCUGGCGGCGGCUGACUUCCUCUACCUCUGCUUCCGAAUUAUACAUUCCCUAAGGAAAUUCAUCGGCUUUUUCCGUCAUGCUUCUGUCUCCCUCCCUGGGAUCUUUAAUGCUAUUAUAAUUUUUCCCUACAUCAUGGGCCUGAGCAUCCUCACCACCAUCAGCAUCGAACGCUGCCUGUCUGUCCUGUGCCCCAUCUGGUACCGCUGCCACCGCCCCAAUCACUUGUCAACUGUCAUGUGUGCCCUGCUCUGGGCCCUGUCCCUGCUACUGAGUGUCCUUGAAGGAAACCAGUGUGGCUUCCUGUUUGGGAAUUAUGACAAUGAUUGGUGUCAAAUUGUAGACUUCAUCGCUGCAGGGUGGCUGAUUUUUUUAUGUAUGGUUCUGUGUGGAUCCAACCUGGCCCUGCUGGUCAAGAUCUUCUGUAGGUCCCGGCGUAUGCUACUGACCAGGCUGUAUGUGACCAUCCUGCUCACAGUGCUGGUCUUCCUCCUCUGUGGCCUGCCUAUAGGCCUCUUCUGGUUUCUGUUGUCUUGGAUUGAAAAUGAUUUUUACCCAUUCUCUUGUCAUUUGUAUCGUGUUGCAUCUGUUGUGAACUCUGUUAACAGCUGUGCCAACCCCAUCAUCUACUUCUUCGUUGGCUCCUUUAGGCAGCGGAGGGGCAAGACCCUCAAGCUCGUUCUCCAGAGGGCUCUGCAGGACAGUCCGGAGGUGGAUGAAUGUGAAGGCAGCCUUUCUCAGAAUACCCUGGAGCUGUCGGUAAGCGGGCGGGGGAAGUGA
Cynocephalus volans (Philippine flying lemur) is the source of this 987-nucleotide messenger RNA. RefSeq names its product mas-related G-protein coupled receptor member X2-like. The coding region runs from base 1 to 987 and encodes 328 amino acids. The transcript has a single exon. Gene Ontology annotation, cellular component: membrane. Gene Ontology annotation, biological process: G protein-coupled receptor signaling pathway. The record is from RefSeq and is a predicted model, not a curated record. Gene Ontology annotation, molecular function: G protein-coupled receptor activity. Lineage: Eukaryota; Metazoa; Chordata; Mammalia; Dermoptera; Cynocephalidae.